AUGAUAACUUUUACUACCACUGAUGAAAUUGAAUAUUACGAUGAUUACUCAGAUGAAUUGACCACAAUCAAACCAACACAACAACCAAAGAAAGUAAAACCAGUUGUGAAGAAAACACAAAAUGAAAUUAAUCCAUUAAUGAAGAAAACAAUUCAAUAUCGAGAAAAAUCUCCAUCUGGAUCUAAUGAUGAAUAUUAUGAUGAUGAAAUUAUUGAAACAACAUGGGUUGUUAAAUUGGGUAACAAGAAUGUAACUGAUAAAGAUUUACUCAACUACAUCAAUAAAGAAACAAAUAUUGAAGAACUUUUCAGAAAUAGUCUGAAAGACAACUCCAACAAUAGUGAUUAUAAAUAUGAUAGUGAAACACUAACAUCAUUGUUUACUGUACCUAAGACAGUAAAACUCAGUAAUAAAACGAUUGACCAAUUUUUGGAUAAGGAUACUGAUUUAGACGGUAUGCUGAAAACAUAUUUCCCAAUGGAAAAAACUACAAAACGCCCAAUUGAAGUCAUAUCGAAAACAUUUUGGUUCUCCAAAGAUUUUGACGACCAAAUAGAAAAUUUGGGUAUUACUAAAGUCUUAAAAAGUUCAAAAGACUUCAAGAAAAUUUUAAAUGACCAUAGCAAUUCCUCUUCAUCUACUGAAAGUUACACUUAUGAUUCAGAAGGCGAAGUAAUCGAGGAAUAA
Trichobilharzia regenti is the source of this 687-nucleotide messenger RNA. Lineage: Eukaryota; Metazoa; Platyhelminthes; Trematoda; Strigeidida; Schistosomatidae. The record is from the annotation of a GenBank genome assembly.